Eublepharis macularius is the source of this 4757-nucleotide messenger RNA. It is a transcript of the gene KANK2, whose product is annotated as KN motif and ankyrin repeat domains 2. Gene Ontology annotation, biological process: negative regulation of actin filament polymerization; negative regulation of vitamin D receptor signaling pathway; negative regulation of cell population proliferation. Gene Ontology annotation, molecular function: protein binding. The transcript has 14 exons. The coding region runs from base 357 to 3215 and encodes 952 amino acids. Lineage: Eukaryota; Metazoa; Chordata; Lepidosauria; Squamata; Eublepharidae. The record is from RefSeq and is a predicted model, not a curated record. Gene Ontology annotation, cellular component: cytoplasm.
GCGAGGAUGCUGCUGCUGCUGCUGCUGCUGCGGGGGGCUUGAGGCGGCGUCUCUGCUCGGCUCGGGCCUCGAGGGGGGCGCCCGGCGGUGGCAGCGGGAAGGAAAAUACACACAGAGAAGCGUGUCAGCUCUACAGCAAUUCCAGAUCAACAGUGCAUCAAAACUCUUGUCUGGAAAAGCAGAGAUGGCGAGAGAGAGAAACACGUGGAAGCAGCGUGACGCUUUAUCUUUCCAAGCAGAGGCAGAACGAGCGAGACGUGGCACUGAUUGAAGGGCGGUGCGAUCUCCCUGCUUGCUGAAAGAAGGCUGUGCAGCUGUUUUGGGGACAUACCCUGAAUUUGGGACAGGAUUAAAGGAUGGCGCAGGUUCUCCGUAUGGAGACGGGCUUCCCAGGGAAAGCCAAUCCCACCUCCUCUGCAGCUUUCCAUGGGAAGGCUCAGGAUUUGAAUUAUUCCGUGGAGACUCCGUAUGGCUACCGCCUGGACCUGGACUUCCUCAAGUACGUGGAUGACAUUGAGAAAGGCAACACCAUUAAGCGUAUUCCAGUCCAUCGCCGACCACGCUACAGCUCACUGCCCCGGGGUUAUGGCUAUACUGGCUCGUGGUGGACUUCCACCGAGUCCCUCUGCUCCAAUGCUAGCAUGGACAGCCAGCACUCCUCCUAUUCUUAUUGCGGACGCAGCUUCUAUCCACAGUAUGGCAAUGCAAUGUCAAGCAACUUCAAUGCCCGGGUGGAGAAGACUUUAUUGGAUGCUAGGAAGAAGCUAGAAGACCAGGCAGGUGCAGGAGAGGAGGAAAGGACCCGGGCAAGUGGUCUAAGAAGUCUUAACAGCAGCAUAUCUGGAUCCACCAGCUCCUUGGUGGGAAACCAGAGCUUAUCCCGUCAGACUUCCUAUAACAGCUCCCAGCAAGGUGCUCCUGGGCAAUUCACACCGAUCGGUUCUGGCAUGUCCACUCCAGUCUCCCCGACCGCAGGACACCUCCAGCACGUUCGAGAGCAAAUGGCCGUGGCCUUGAAGAAGUUGCGCCUGUUGGAAGAGCAGGUGAAGAUGGUGCCGGUGCUGCAGGUGAAAAUCUCGGUGCUGCAGGAGGAAAAGCGGCAGCUCAGCGUCCAGCUCAAAAGCCAGAAGUUCUUGGGCCACCCAGGGGGAGUUAGCAAAGGCAAGCCCAGGGGGGAGCUCUACAUAGACAUCCCUGAGGAGGGGGCAGGAGGGGGGAAAGAAGAGGGCAGUGUGACGCCCGAGACAAGGAGCAGCUUGGAGAAAAAGGACGUGAGAUCGGUGGCGGUGGGGAUGUCAGCGGAAGAUACGGAGGGUGGUAAGUGUGACGUGGGGGUGGCGGUCCGGGAGGAGGAGCUGGGCCUUCCUUCCCCAGGGGAGGAGUGGCAGAGCCCAGCUAUGCAUGCUUUGUCAGUCAAGAUUGCUGUAUUAGAGAAGCAGCUUAAGAGGGCGCUUCAAGAGCUCCAGGCUGCCCACCAGAAAAUGGAACACCAGGGCAAGGAGAAAGAGGACAAAUGGACGUCCACGGGGGAUAACGGCCUGACAGAAUGGGCAGUAGGGCGAGCAGGUUCAGAGCAGAGGGGAGAAGGGUCCUCCCAGAGGCACCGAGAGGUCGCCAUCGAUAAGAACACAGCUGAAGUUGUCCAAGCGGAAAGUGAGCCAGAAGUCGUUACCAGCAGCUUCGUAGGGUUAGACCACAGGCCACAGAAGCCACAACGCCUGGACAUGAAGGAUUCCCGUACCAGCCUCGGAUCCUCAGCAGGCAAAGAUCUGGGGAACAAGGAAGCCCAGAUGCCACUCUGUUCCACGUAUCACAGCGACAAGGUGGUGGAGACUACGUUCCCGGUCCAUGCUGGCCCUGUGACCACGGCGACCACCUUCCAUUCGGUGAAAAAGAUCAGCAUCAUCAGCGCGGAGGAGGAUGGGAUGGGAAAGCAAGACACAGAGACCCCGGGCUCAUUAAAGGAAACCGAGCCCCUGGCUCCUGACUCCGUCUAUAAAGGGCAGGCGGCUCCCUGUCUCUCCCAGGAGGCUCCCUUAGAUGCACUACGUGAACGAGAGCACCAAGCUUCAUUCACAGCAGGGAGCCGGUCAGUCAUGAAGGAGGAGGAGCCAUCAGAGCUUCUGGGAAGCAAAAAGAGCGUCCAGUCGGUGGGAGUCAAUGGCGGGUACGAAUCCUCCUCAUCUGAAGACUCCAGCACGGCCGAGAAUGUCUCAGACAAUGAGAGCACGGAGAGCGAAUACCACGAGGCGAGCGAUGGGCUCCUUGCAGCAGUAGCCUCAGCAGCGGAGCCCCCAACGUCUCCUCCAGCAGCCCCAGCUACGUCUCACCCGGGAGUCUCUGCCGAGGGGAGGGAAAUAUCAGCGGCCAAAAGCGCCACCAAGGAGCAAGCAAGCAAUCCUGGGAGGGGACUCAGUAAAGAAUUGCUUUCAGCCUGCCACGUCCUGCAGCAAUACCUGGACAGCCCAGAUGUACACAUGGAUGAAGAGACGAAAUUGGCAUACACCGCAGUGCUUCACUCUUGGUUGAGGCUUUCUUGCCAUAAAGAAGCCAACCCAGAAUGGGUCUCACGGCAUUUGGCUGCUUUCCAGGCCAUCUCCCCCCAGUUGCUGGAGUUCAUAAUCAAUAUGGCAGAUGCCAACGGUAAUACGGCGCUCCAUUACACCGUCUCGCAUUCCAAUUUCCCUGUGGUUGCAGAGCUGCUGAAAACAGGUUUGUGUCACGUGAAUCAGCAGAACAAAGCUGGUUACACAGCCAUCAUGCUGACGGCGCUGGCUGCCUCCCGCUCGGAGAGCGAUAAGGAGAUCAUUAUGCAGCUGCUGGAAAGGGGCGACGUUAAUGCCAAAGCCAGCCAGGCUGGGCAGACGGCCUUGAUGUUGGCUGUCAGCCAUGGACGUCUGGAUAUGGUGUGCGCCCUUCUAGCUAGCGCUGCAGAUGUCAACGUGCAAGAUGACGACGGCUCCACAGCGCUAAUGUGUGCCUGUGAGCAUGGCCAUGCCGAGAUAGUCCGCCUGCUGCUGUCCACGGCUAGCUGUGAUGUCACCCUCGCGGACCAUGAUGGCAGCACAGCUCUCUCUAUUGCCCUGGAAGCAGGACAGAAUGACAUUGCUGUUAUGCUUCAUGCUCAUCUGAACAGCGCCAAAUCCACAUCUCUGGGGACUUCGAUUCAAGAGAAGCCCGGAGAUGUCGCCAAGAUGGCCAGCCAUGCUCAGUAGCACAAAGGGGCCCGACAGAACAUCUCGCGAACUGCAAAGGUUUCUCUCAGAGAAGAAAGGCUUGUGAGCUUGUCAGAGUGGGGAAGCAAACUUUUCUGGUACAUUCUGCAGGUUUAUUGGGUUCCUAAGAACUGCUGUGGUUUCUACGUUUCCGGCACCCCCUCCAUCUGUUGGAAUCUCUCCUGUCGACUGCACGGUCCGUAUCUGAGGGGUGAGGGUUGGCCUUCCUACAGGAGGUACUUCAAGGCCGCCAUUUUAGAAAUGCUGCAGCGUAGCCAGCAAAAACACAACCAGUUACAAAUUCUGCCCAUUGGUGAGCCGAGGAGAAGCAUCUGCAAAGAGAGGCCGUGGAUAUCUUGGGCCCACUGGUGGGCAAGCCCCUUCCCAUCUCCUUUUUCAUUAAGUUCCUGUUCCCUUUGUAGACUGACAAAAGUUUUUCCCAGAGGCCAUUGAAGGAGUGCCUCUUUAAAGAAACUCCAUCAAGAACAGUUUUUGCUUUUUUUUAAAAAAAUGGUAAGACAUCCUUUUUAAAACACAAAUCUACUUGAAAUUAUUUUUGGAUGCUCCCUUGUGUGCCUAACUCUGUGUGUCUUUUAAGAAGCUUCAAUUGAAGAGCUAAAAGGAUUUACUAGUUUUGAUUUUUCCAAAUAAAAAUGCAACAAAGCAAUUUUGCAAUAGAAUUGAAUGUUUGAUACUCAAGAUUUAGAUAAAUUUAAUUAAUUUUGCAGAAUGUGAAUUCUUACUGUAUUUGGUAACUUGGCAAGGGACCCAUCGAACAAUUUUUUUAAAAAAAUGUUUAGGAUUUUAAGUGUUCCUGGCCCCAAAUAUCUGUGCGCACAUUACCGUUUCAAAGUCCAUUACCUGUCCAUGUGCUCUUGUUUGAUCAUGGAUGUUCUGCUAAAAAAUUGAUAUUCCAUUUCCUUUAAAAGCUCUGUUCACUUUAUUCUUUGGCUUUAAAAUGCCAAAAUUUACUUUUCUAUCAGCAGCCAGAUGGGCAUCGGAAAACAGAAGAGGAUGGACUUUGGUGGUUGUUUUAAAAAUGCCAAAUUUGAAAAGGUAUGCAAGUGAAAGGGUAUGCGUGCGUGCACACUUUUAGUAUACGUUUAGUACACAAAGGCACUAAGAUCCCAAAAUGUAGAUCUUAGGAUUUUAAAUAAUGCAGAAUAUUCCGGUGAAAUGAUACGUCUUUGCAGCAAACCUGCUUGCUGAUCUCUUUGCACAAUUUAUUUUCUGUCUUCAGCAGCAUUUAUUAGAAACUUGGACUUGAAACAAAUGUCUGUUCAGAACCAAAUUAUUCUUGAGCUGUUCUGAACACAAAAGAGGUAUAUGUCUCUCUUCCUAAUGGUCGCUUUUCUUUAGCUGCCCCCAGAGCGGAUGUUGUGAACUGGUUUUAGAAUUUCUGUGUUUGUAGGUUCCCCUGAACCUUGUAUAUGCCUCAUAUAUAUGUAAUCUGUUUUAUGAUUGCCAUAUGAUAUUUCUAUACUUUUAAAUGAAGUUAAUGCCGUUUAUAAUCACUAAAAAUAAAGUUAUCAUAUGUUGAUA